This is a messenger RNA of Cooperia oncophora, 1785 nucleotides long. The record is from the annotation of a GenBank genome assembly. Lineage: Eukaryota; Metazoa; Nematoda; Chromadorea; Rhabditida; Trichostrongylidae.
AUGAAUAUACAGCCACAUUUCUUCGGUUUGGGCUUCAACGACACCGUCCCAGACGAAGUACCGCUCGACAAUUUGACAGCUACCACGAUGGUGAAACGCAAUCCGAAAAUGAUCUCAGCUAAGAUGAUAGCGCUUCAACUACGCGCCGAACGAAAGGAAGGAUGGACCACGCAAAUGGUGAAGGACUUCGAGCUCAGCAUCACGGAUUAUUUCGAGAAAGAGUACAAGUCCGACACGAUACGACUCCUUACCCUCUCCACAUCAUUUGUGGUUCGGGCCGGAAUGAGUCUGCUGCCAUUCUUGGUUGUCGGCUUCGCUAUCAUGGCAUGUGUUUCUACAUUGACAACGUUUCUGAGUGCAGCGUUCAUGGGCCAGACCAGUAUUCACAAGUUCUCCUUGGCGAUUAUGGCCUGCAUAUGCCCGUUCAUGGCCUGCGGCACAGCACUCGGUGCUCUGUUCUACAUGGGAGUCCGCUUCGGAUCCAUUCUAUGCGUGACACCGUUUCUUGUUUUGGCAAUUGUUAAAGGGGACUGUGCUGCUUAUCGAUUAGCUCAGGUCCUGUCUGACACUGGUCCAGCCAUAAUGAUCAGCGCUUUGACGAAUAUGUCAGCUGAUGCCGUCGGAGCAUUCACGAGUUCACCAGAGAUAACGUUACUGUGCUACGGUAACGCUGCCUGUAUUUUCGUUGACUUUAUUUAUCAGAUCACUCUCUACAGUGCCGUAAUGGUCCUCGCCGGGAACUUUGAACUCGAGAACGAACGGAAACAGAGUCUCACACAACGAGUUGAGUGCGGAACCGACGAAGUUAACGUAAGUUUGGACAAGUCGUCGAUGGCUUCAUUCCGGGAACUGGUGAAUGAUCGAUUCAGCUCAUUUAUGGAAAGCUACGUUAGCCUUGUGACCGCUAAAGUAUUCGACAUAAUUAUGAUUGUCGUGUGGUUAUCCUUCUUGGUGUUUUCUGUCAAGGGUAUAACCCAAAUCCCCAUAAAUCUGACGCCUAAAAAGCUCUUCUCCCGAGAUUCAUCGCUUGUUGAGAUGGACACGUACCGAGUCAAUUAUGUCAUACCGUAUUUCACAGUUGCAACAGUAUUCGUGAACAAGCCCGGCAAUCUUUCAGAUCAGUCUCGUGUGAAGAGACUAAACCAACUGGUCGACGACAUGGAAUCCCUGCCUGGCGCCUGGGGACCAGAGAGCACCAACUUUUUCUUGCGAGAUUUCGUUGAAUACGAAAAAGGAAUGAGUGAAAUAGAAACAGGCGAAGAGGAAACCUCAGUUCCUCGAGAUCCGAAUACUUUGAACACGAAGGAUUUGGCAUCGUUCCUCGAAUGGCCCGAGUACAAGUACUGGAGAGAGAACUGGAACGGUUCUUCUUCACCACGGCUUAUCGCGGACAGGAACUUCCGAGAGUGGUUUAGAAGGGACACAAUAUUGAAGCAAUGGCGUUCUGUUGCGGAUAAAUAUCGGUCCGAGUUCAAUACCACCGUGUUUUAUGACGACGCUAUUUAUCUGGAUUUGAUUGAAAACAUGCCAACAGACACUUGGCAGUCUGGUGUAGCCACCAUCUGCUGCAUGGCUAUCGUGUGCAUGAUCUUUAUGUGGGAUCCAUACACGGUUGUUAUCACAACGGCAGUGAUUGCAAGUAUAAUGACAGGAAUUCUCGGCACGUUAUCAUGGACCGGAACAGAACUUGAUCCCAUUGUUAUGGCUGCUCUUGUCAUAUCCAUAGGUUUUUCUGUGGAUAUACCAGCUCACGUAUCUUUCCAUUACUAUGCUGCUGGUAAGUGA